Messenger RNA from Dicrocoelium dendriticum, 2177 nucleotides. The record is from the annotation of a GenBank genome assembly. Lineage: Eukaryota; Metazoa; Platyhelminthes; Trematoda; Plagiorchiida; Dicrocoeliidae.
UGCAGGUCAUCGGGUCCAUCGCUACCUACUCUACGUGUCGUUUACGGAAGAAUCAGGAACCCCCGGCCCGGGCGAAUAUUACAGACACUGGUCUGCUCGUUUUAGGAAUAUAGUCCGCUGUGUCCGACUACGUUUAUCUUCUGAAAUCUACGCUCGAUUAUGUGCAUCAUCUCCUACUAGUGUUUACAGUUACUUUAUUAUAUAUCUUACUUCACCCAUUGGAACUCUAAAAGUUUUGCACCAGCAUAGGCUCCCCCUCAAUGCUUCUUCAGAUCAGUCGAUUAUUCAACUUUGGGAGCGCAAGCAAGAUGUACAGCUGUCUCGGCCUCACAUUGAUUUAAUGGACCGCUGGUCUUCGGAUGGAGACAGCGCAUCAUCGUCUUCUUCGGCGUCUCCUGUCGAAUUUUCUCAUUCCUUUGAGGCCACUUUACCGCGAGAUUCCGCGAUUCUCUGCUUUUCACCCACCGGGGAUAAUCUUUUGAAACAAGCUCGUAUUUUCACGAACGAGGAGCUAAUUGAUCAAGCAAUCUAUCGUUGGCAGUCCUACAUUGGCUCCUGUUCCGAAGCCUUUGAUGUGCUUAGACAGCAGCUAGUUGCCGCCUACAUCCCUUAUGCUUUGGAGCAACACCGCCGUUCCCAGUCUACGUCUCGCGCUUUGGUGUACAGUAUUGUCGAGAACAUAUUUGAUAUCAAAGCAAAAUCCGGCCAAGGGAGAAGAGCUUUACGCAACAUGCUACGGCAUUCUGUUCGGACUGCAAAUCAACGCCACUUGACAUGUGUUUCAAAAUUUGCUAUUGUCAGCAACAACCUCGCCAAGUGGCGCAAGUCUUGCUCCGAUCAACGUUGUCGCUUUCGAGACCCUACAACCACAACUUGGGAAAAACCUUGUGGUAACUUGUGUCUUCCAUUGCUGCCCGUUUGUGCUUAUCACUUGGUCCAGUUGAAUCCUGCUCCUACGUUGCACGGAGAGUGCCUUCAAAACGAUGCGCAUAAUUAUUCAUGUUCCACCACUGUAGAACGCAUGUCCAAUGUUGAACCCGCCUCUUCACUUUCGCCGGAAUCGGUCAAGACUGGUACCACUUCUACCGGGGGUGAUUCUGCUAAAAGCGCCACGGACAGAUCUCAACCACUAACGCGGAGCACGAGAAGUGUCAAAACUGGCCACGUAGAGGCUGUUACCACAAAUUCUUGUACCUCUGGUGCCUCCACCACCUUACAACUUCCUAUCCAGGCCUCCUAUCUGUGGAUGCGCUGUGCAAUUACCCAAGGGCAACAUAAUUUUCCGGCCAUUUUAGCUUAGCUCCUUGUCCCAUUUGAGGGCCCACUCGGUGGGAGGGUUCUUUCGUCAUCCGCGUGUUCUUGUUAGCUCUUUCCUUCUUCGUCGCUGUGGUGGAACCUGUGGGCAAAGUUGUGAUGAACCCGUCGUCGCGUGGUCCUCUGCAACUCGUUGCCGACGUCACUUAUUCUCCGGCUUAGUAUCGUGCACUACCCCAUGGUGUUCCGGCUGCCGGCACACUAAUAACACAUCCGUUUGCAACGAUGUGUCCACUGCGCGUACCAGACCAAACUUAUCCGAAAGCAUUCGAUUAAGUCUUCAACCAGCCAUGAAGCCCAAGCUAGAGGGCCGUUGAGAAGAUAACUUUCCUAUCAUUGAUCUAAUUGUCCUGUUCCUUAUAACACAUUCACUCAUUAAUGCUUUUUUAACGUGUAUGCAUCACUGAUUGUUUCCUACUCUCCCAUUGUCUCCAAAAUUAGGUUAGAGAUAGUCCACAAUUCAAGUUUGGUUCAUUUAAUGUGAUGCAGUGGAGGCAGUUAUCUUGAUUUCUGUCAUCAGAUGAUCUAAUGAAGAAUCAAAUGCAAGGUAGCGAAAACAAGAGUACCACCGAACUCGUGACUGCGUCAUUUUCCACAACGUUUCCAAUCAUUGAUAUGGUUGACAUGUACCAAUUUUUGUUUGCCUACCUGUCAGUCUCUCUUUCUCCGCAAUUUCACUAACUACCCAUCUCUGGGUUUUGAUCCGUUGCGCUCCUUAGUCAGUUACAAUACCUAAAGAUGCAGACAUGCGACACUUUGAUUUCAACUGACGAUUCGAAGCGAUCUGUCCCAAAUGACUAACUUCUGUAUCCGAAAUGAUUUGAAACACUGGUAGCCCAGGUUGGUUGUUCAUCUGUUGAUUG